Messenger RNA from Colletotrichum gloeosporioides, 339 nucleotides. RefSeq lists its product as uncharacterized. NCBI's taxonomy places the organism in Eukaryota, Fungi, Ascomycota, Sordariomycetes, Glomerellales, Glomerellaceae. The record is from RefSeq and is a predicted model, not a curated record. The transcript has a single exon. The coding region runs from base 1 to 339 and encodes 112 amino acids.
AUGUCAACUGCGCAGCAAGUGGUGGAGUGCAUGAGAAUCGCGGAGGAAUGCCGUCGCUGGCAGUCGCGGCUCGAGAUUCAGAUGAAGCAGACAGUCAGGGAGCUGCAGCAAGUUGCAGCAGAUGUGGCGAGCGUAUCUACUGUCAUCGCGCUUCUCUUGCGUGGCGGCGGUGCCCAGACGGAAUCGCGUGACGAAGAGGAGAUUGAAAGUACUGCAUCGACGAGAAAAGAGCUUCAAGAUGCGGAGGCACAUCUCGGGUCUCUGAAGUUGCAAUUGAAUGAGGAGAUGUCGGACCACAAGCGUCUCAUUAAGGACAUUAUUACAGCGAGCGUACGUUAA